AUGCAAUCCUUGUCAAUAUUUCCGUCUUGGCGACGCUAUAGCAUUGCUGAGGACAAGGCAAUCCCAUCUCUGAAAUGGAAAGGAGCUAGAGCAAUAACCCAUUUUCUCAAGGGUCAAACUCGUUAUGUUUUCACAACAAGAAAAUCUUGCCCAUAUCUGCCACUAGGACCACAAGUUGAGGGUAAGUGGUACCACAUGCCUCUUGCUUCAGCCAUCCAAAUGCUAGAGUUAACACACAUAAGGGGUGUGGUGGAGUGCAAUGCAUAUGAAAAAGAAUUUUGUGAAAUUAGAGCCUUGAUGCCUGAUGAGAAGUCACUGAUUAAGGACCUGCUUGGGAGGAAGGGGAAAGAGUGGAGAAAGGGAAGACAAUGGAAGAAGAGGCCCCCCUUAUAA
This is a messenger RNA of Sphenostylis stenocarpa, 393 nucleotides long. NCBI's taxonomy places the organism in Eukaryota, Viridiplantae, Streptophyta, Magnoliopsida, Fabales, Fabaceae. The record is from the annotation of a GenBank genome assembly.